Messenger RNA from Echinops telfairi (small Madagascar hedgehog), 574 nucleotides. Its product is annotated as keratin-associated protein 13-1-like. Bases 56 to 574 code for a protein of 172 amino acids. The transcript has a single exon. The record is from RefSeq and is a predicted model, not a curated record. NCBI's taxonomy places the organism in Eukaryota, Metazoa, Chordata, Mammalia, Afrosoricida, Tenrecidae.
CAGAACUCAGAAUCUUCUCACUGUAACGCAUCUGGACUUAACAUCUUCAGUCAACAUGCCUUACAACUACAGCUCUGGAAACUUCUCCUCCCGCUCCCAAGGGGCUUACCUGUGCAACCGACGCUCCCACAGUGGCUCUUCUUCCCCCAGCAAUUUAGUCUACAGCAUUGACUUUUGCUCUCCCAGAACACGCAGCCUGGGAUCUUCUCUCUACAGAGAUUAUCAAGAGUCCUGCUACAAGCCUUUUAGCUGCCAGAGCUCCUCUGCGGUGUUCAGACCCUGCCAGAUGUCCUGUUACCGUCCAAGGAGGUCACCAUUGUGCAGUCCCCACCAGAUGACUUCUACAGGGUUUCUGGACUUUGGAUCCAGCAGCUGCCCUUCCCUGGACUAUGGAUCCAGAUGCCAUUACACUCUGCACCGUGGAUCCAGUGAUUUCAGACCCCUGUGGCAUGGCUUCCCUAUUCAAGGCUUUGGAUCCCGAUUCUGCCAUCCAAAUUACCUGACUUCUAGGAACUGCCACUCUUCUUGUUACAGACCAAUCUAUGGAUUGGGCUUCUAUCAACCAGCCUGUUAA